GUCACAGUUUCUCAAAAUACAGGUGGUAAUUACUCUCUUGCAGAUGCACUUUGUCAAGAAAGUCCCUACAAGUGAAGAAGAAAAGGCGGUGAAGGAGAAGGAGAGGUCUAUAAAGUUGAAAGUCUUCUGCACUGUUCGAGAUCACAUAUUCGAGAAAAGGAAGAGAGGUAAACUUGACGAUGAAAUGCUAAGCCUGACACAGAGGUUACUCGAGAAGAAUCCUGACAUUUACACAUUUUGGAAUAUUAGAAGGGAUGCAAUCGAGAAGAAGAUUGCAGCUUGGAAAGAAUCUCAAGAUAGCGCAAAAGAUGAUGAGGAAAAAGUUUUGUUUGGAAAGAAGAUUGAAUAUCUCCUUGGUGGUGAACUGUUUUUGACACAAACAUGCCUUGAGGCAAAUCCCAAGUCCUACUCCGCUUGGUUUCACCGCGGAUGGGCCCUAAAAAGGAUGAAGAAUCCCGACUUCAAACGCGAGUUGGCUCUUUGUGAGAAGGCAUUGAAGUUGGAUUGCAGAAACUUCCACACAUGGGAUCACAGACGUGUAGUUGCUAAAUUAGCUAAACUUGGACAAGACGAGGAACUUGAGUUUUCGAAUAAACUUAUCGGAGAGAAUUUCUCGAAUUACUCGGCUUGGCACUAUAGAGCUGUGUUGUUGCCAAAAAUGCAAAAUUCUAAGACUGGAGAAUACAAGCUCGAUGAUGACACUGUUGCUGCUGAAUUGAAGAAAGUAACUUCGGCAUUUUUCACUGACCCGGAAGAUCAAAGUGCAUGGGUGUACAGUCGAUGGCUUCUCGAAAUGGGAUCAGAAAAGGAGUUCUUAAGGCCCGAUUCGUUGUCGCCAGCUGUACCUCUCACAGUGUCUUUCCAUGGAAAUAAUACUACUGUGGUCAUGUCGAAAGCAUGUACUCUCAAUGAAGUCUUUCCUUACGUAAAUUCUCUCGAAGAAACGGAGUGGAGAGGGGUGUCAGCUCUCUCAUCCAAUCCAGAAAGUGCGAGGAUAUGGCAGUGCAUGUCAGAUAAAAGCUGCAUUGUUCAACUCAACCAGGAAGACAAUAAAGAUCUGAUUGAUGUCUCUAAGAAGCCAUAUGUCAAUAAGGAACUUUUACGACGAGCGUUUGAUCUGACCAGACGUGAACCCAAUGUUGCCAUCAAAUCCAUAACAGAUAACUGCAAACAGCUAAUGGAAAUGGAACCGCAAAAUAUGUGGGCGCGUUAUAUGUACACAUUAUGUUUGAUGGAAACGCAACCAGCCGAGUCCCAUGAGGAAAUCUUGUCAAAUCUUGGUAAACUGGCUACGGACCUUGACACGAAGCGAAAAGAGAUCUACAAAAAGUUGGCUUCCCGUCAGAUUUUGAAUAAGGUGUUACGAUCAGAAGUUGAAGGUGAAGCGUUAUUGGAAAAGCUUAUGAAAGGAGAGGAAACCCAAUUAGCAAUCAGAAAUGCAAAGAUCUCAAGCCUGGAUGGCGUCGAAUUAUUGGCAGGACUGGUAACAAACCUGGAUGUGAGCGGUAAUGAGAUAUCAUCUCUAGACGAGGUAUUGCUGCCAAAUUUGGAAUAUCUUACCGCGAAUGAGAAUCCCAUUGAAAAAUUGGCUCCGAGUGUCACUCUUUGUAACGUGAAGUUCCUUUCAUUGGGAUAUUGUCCAGUGAAUGAAGUAAACUGCAUAUUACCAGCACUAAAAUCCAUGUGCUCACUGGAAAGAUUCCUUUAUUGUGAAACUCCACUGGUGUCGAAAACUCCUGAACUAGGUAAGGAACUGCCGAAUGUGAGACUCAUUCCUCAUUAUCUUUGAGCAUUAUUUAUUGACUUUUCCACAUUACUUACCUUAUUCUGCCAUCGUUUGUUAAUCUGUACUUACAGCAUGCAUCUCUUCUUUCCUAUUUUUGCAUUUUUCAUAGUUGUUUGACAUAUAAAAAAUACAUUAGAGAGUUUCAAAAUAAUUCCAAGUUUAUACGUUGCCCUAUUGCAUUCUGUGAUUGAUUUUUUACAUUGAUAAAUUAUUUAUUCAA
Messenger RNA from Cylicocyclus nassatus, 2006 nucleotides. NCBI's taxonomy places the organism in Eukaryota, Metazoa, Nematoda, Chromadorea, Rhabditida, Strongylidae. The record is from the annotation of a GenBank genome assembly.